Vanrija pseudolonga is the source of this 1065-nucleotide messenger RNA. RefSeq lists its product as uncharacterized. Bases 301 to 1065 code for a protein of 254 amino acids. NCBI's taxonomy places the organism in Eukaryota, Fungi, Basidiomycota, Tremellomycetes, Trichosporonales, Trichosporonaceae. The transcript has 3 exons. The record is from RefSeq and is a predicted model, not a curated record.
CGCGCCCGCCAGUGACGUCUGGCCAGCCGGGUCUGGCGCGUGUUUCUUGUAUUGUGUGGUGCCCUGAAAGUUAUUAAUGCCGGGCGAUGGUCGAUGGUGGUUGGCUCGACACGCUGGCGUCACUUGGCCCACCACGCGCUGGCCGCUACGCCCGUCACAUAUGGCCAUGGCCAUGGCCAGCCCCCUGACCCCCCGCGGAAAGCUGACACCAUAAUAACGCUCUGUUGACUUUUCUCCUCCCUUCUUCAUCUCUCAUCUCAAUCACUUCUCGUGUCCCAAACCCACAACAAAGUCAUAAACAUGGACGGUCUCUUCAACAAGGCGGAGCAGUUUGUUCAGUCGGGCCAGGCCAAGGCCUUCCUCCAGUCCGAGUCGGGCCACAAGUACACCAAGCAGUUCUCUGACGCCACCGGCAUCAACGUCGACCAGUACUCGUCGUACCUCCCCGGUGGCGCCGCCGCCGGCGCCAGCGGCAACCAGCAGGGUGGCCAGGACCAGCAGCAGCAGGGCCAGAACCAGCAGAACCAGCAGUCGCAGGGCCAGGGCAACCAGCAGCAGUCCAACGACUCGUUUGGCAACAACAACAGCCAGCAGCAGUCGAACCAGCAGUCGCAGAACCAGCAGUCCCAGCAGUCGUCGUUCGGCGGUAACCAGGGCUCGAACGACUCGUCGUUCGGCGGCAACAACAACAACCAGUCGCAGAGCACUGGCCGCCUCGACUCGAACCAGUCGUCUGGCAACCAGUCGUCGGGCUUUGGCGGCAACGACAACUCGUCGUUCGGCGGUAACAGCAACAACCAGCAGACUUCGGGCCGCCUCGACUCGAACCAGUCCUCGGGCAACCAGUCGUCGGGCUUCGGCGGCAACCAGUCGUCUGGUAACCAGCAGUCGAACUUCGGCGGCAACCAGUCUUCGGGCAACCAGUCCUCCGGCUUCGGUGGAAACCAGCAGCAGCAGUCUGGUGGCUUCGGCGGCAACCAGCAGCAGCAGCAGUCGGGCGGCUUCGGUGGCAACAACAACAACAACUCGUCGUUCGGCGGCAACAACAACAACUCGGACUACUAA